CCCUAGCCCCACCUUGCAGUUGGGUGUGUGCAACGAACUAAUUUGUUUUUCAGUUGUUUAUAGUUUGUAAAGCUAGUUUUUUUUUCAUAUUGUAAAUAAAGUGCCUUCGCAAUGCGCAAUUUGGGCAAACAGCAGUCGCAGGACACCACCGACACAAGCGUGGAGAAGGGCGACUACCCGCGUGCGACAAAUGGAGUCGUAUUUGGAGCAAUUGUCACCUUUGCCAGCUUCUUUGUAUUGAUGAUGUCCUUCUGCUCACCGUAUUGGAUCGAAUCGUAUGAGGAGACACGCAGCAGCUUCAAAAACAUGGGCCUCUGGCAAUACUGUUUCAAGAACUUUGUCUAUCCGAAUUACCAAUUCCCCAAGCAGUUCACAGGCUGCCAUUUGAUAUUCUCGCAUGAUUAUUAUGUGAUACGUGAAUAUCUGCUGCCUGGUUGGCUGAUGGCCGUGCAGGGCUUUGUAACAAUGUCGUUCAUCAUAGUCUUCACUGUACUGACGCUGCUCUCGCUCACCAUCACUCGCUUGCCCUUGAAGCCUGUGCUGCAGUACGAAUGGCUGCUCGUACGCUUGUCCUACAUAGGCACAGCCGUGUCCUCGCUGUUCAUGUUCUUGGCCGUUUGCAUCUUUGGCGGCUGUGCUUAUCGACGCGAUUGGCUGAUGUAUCCGAAAUUCAAUGUGCUUGGCUGGUCGUACGCCUUGGCCGUGGUCACCUUCAUGCUAUUGGGCCUGGCUGCUCUCAUUCUGCAGCGCGAGGCCCGUCAGGCCUACGAGGCACGCGGCGAGCAAAAGAAUCUGGUGAUGCAGAUGGAAAUGCAGGAGCCUGGCUAUCAGCCACCGCGUCAUCACCAUAGCCAAUCGCGCAGCCUGCAGGGCUACAUAUAGUUAUCAACCAUAUGCAGAAGCUUUGUAUUCAACUUAACGCAACUCGACUUCAAUUCAAUUCCAUUUACAACAAACAUUUCGAAACGCCGUCCAAGCAGAACGUUUUCUGCACACUGAAUCUCUUCUAUUUUUUUUUUUCUAAUAUAAACUAAGUGCCUUUUGGAAUUUGUAGUGCAAACUUGUAUAAUUAGUUAUAUCAGUCCAACAACCGUCCAUAUUUAGGUCUAUAUAUAUAAAUAUUAUAUAUACAUUGUAAAUCUGUCCAAUUCGUCUAUCAAAUCAGAUUCGAAGUCAUACAACUUGUGCAUUUAUCUCUAUUUACAUUGAUUGUAUCUAUAGAUCUGUGUCUCGAUUAUACAUAUAUUUACUGAUUAUCUUCAAUUUAAACAUAUCUA
This is a messenger RNA of Drosophila arizonae, 1277 nucleotides long. It is a transcript of the gene pck, whose product is annotated as Claudin superfamily protein pickel. Lineage: Eukaryota; Metazoa; Arthropoda; Insecta; Diptera; Drosophilidae. Gene Ontology annotation, biological process: regulation of tube size, open tracheal system; septate junction assembly. The record is from RefSeq and is a predicted model, not a curated record. Gene Ontology annotation, cellular component: septate junction; membrane.